AUGAAAGCAAUAGUCACAAAACGCUCUCUGCCCAAGCGGUUACUCAGCUUUGCUCUUGGUAGUCCACUUGGGGAAGGCGCACAUGUCAAAGAAAUCCCAAUCCCAGAAAUCACAGACGACGAGGUCCUGGUUAAAGUAUGCGCUGUCGCGCUAAAUCCAAUAGACUUCAAGGACAUCGAUUUCAUUUCACCGCGGAAUAGUGUUGCUGGCUGUGACUAUGCCGGCCAGGUGACCAAGGUUGGGAAGAAUUCUGGACAUAGUUGGAAGGUUGGGGACAGAAUAGCUGGCUUUGUCCAUGGCGGGUUGUACCCUGACGUUGGCUCCUUUGCCGAGUACCUCAAAGUCGACGGAGAUCUCGCCUGGAAAGUACCCGAGACGAUGAGCUACGCUGAAGCAGCCACCUACGGAGUUCCAGCAGCUACGGCGAUGCUUGCACUCGCAUAUCUUGACAUCCCCUGGGCAGACAUCGAGAAGGGGCGCGACCUCCACACCGAUCAAUCACCAAUUCUCAUCUAUUCAGGCGGUUCCAAUGUCGGUCUCUUCGCUAUCCAGCUAGCCAAGAGGGCAGGUUUAAAGGUUGUUGCAACCGCCUCUCCACGUUCUUUUGAUCUUGUGAAGCGAUAUGGUGCAGAUGCUGUUUAUGAUUACCGGUCUCCAACAGCUGCUGGUGAAAUCGCUAAAGCCUAUCCAAAUAUUACAAGAGCCUUGGACUGUUUCUCAGAGGGCAGUUCCACCACCUUUUGUGCCAAUGUGCUUAAGACCGGCAAAGUGGUAACGUUACUUGACCAAGGAAAGCCGAAUAAACCAGAAAUCGAGUAUAAGUUUUUGAUGGUCUACACUGUCUUUGGCCGGCAGUUCAGCAUGAUGGCGCCACUAGGCCCUUCGUUUCCGGUUGCCCCGUCUGACCGCCAGGCUCUUCGUCAGUUUUAUGCUGGUCUGCCAAAAUUGUGCCAGGAUGUUGUGAGGCCGCCACCCAUCACGACAACGCAAGGUGGAUUCAAGGAGGUCUUCGAGGGCUUGAGUACGCUUCGAAAGGGAGAGGGUAGGGGCACCAAGCUCGUCGUGGAACUUGAAUGA
Molecule: messenger RNA, 1077 nt
Organism: Aspergillus pseudoviridinutans
Lineage: Eukaryota; Fungi; Ascomycota; Eurotiomycetes; Eurotiales; Aspergillaceae
Product: zinc-binding alcohol dehydrogenase family protein
Exons: 1
Coding region: 1-1077 (358 amino acids)
Molecular function (GO): oxidoreductase activity, acting on NAD(P)H
Source: RefSeq, a predicted model, not a curated record